AUGCGAGAGUAGCACCGGCACGGCGCGGGCGGCCAAAGGUGAAGAAUUCCGAGAGAUCGAAAGACGUGCUCGUACUGCCAACAAUACCGGCUCGAGCAACGGAAAGAGAACUCGCAAAAUAGCCUUGGGUAUACUUGCUGCGAUGACCGUGAACUAUUUCUCGGUAUUAUGUCGAGUCACGAGCCACUGAAUGAUAAUUCGUGGCCAGCUUCCGUGAACGCAUGUCGAGAUAAUUUUCACCGAUCGGGAAAGCUUAUUGGUAAAAAUGCUGGCAGAUUAUGGAAAGGUGCAAAGGGGAUGGACAAGCCCGAGUCCUCCACCGCGGACGAGAGCAACGGGGAUCUCGAGGACAGGGACCCCAACAGUUUGAACCAACACCUGCAGGUGAUGUGGGAUGACGUGAUCGGAGAACCGGAAGGAAUACGGAGCCCCGAGUGCGCGUGGCGUCUCAGCGGUCACUGCUUCCGACUGUCCAGGGGAUGCUGCUACGUGUUGCUCUCGGUUCUCGUUGCUCCGUUGCUCGCUCUCUGCUUAGGCUUCACCUUCGCUUGCCUCGCGUUUCAGCAUAUAUGGUGCCUGGCGCCUUGCCUCCGCGUUUGGAAAAUUACCUGCGCGGCGACGAGAAAUUUUCUCACCGCUCUGACGCAGGCCAUCGUGCGUCCCUUCAUGGACUCCAUCGGCUACUUGUUUCACAACAUUCGGGUGUACAAUCAAAAGCUACCAGAUGGUCCUGCUCACAAAGAAGACGUCCUGGUGGUGUAAGAUUUACCAUCGAGAAAUCGACCAUCUACAUCGUUUACGAAUCAUUCGAGUGCCUUCUGAGUCGACGGGUAAAGAUUAACGUAAAAUUUGAACAAUAUCGUUUUUACAUUUUGUUCUUUGAUCGAUACAUUCCGCGUUAUCCAGCGUAACGAUUAUCCCCUGCUGCAUCAUUUAAUCGUCUACGUCGCGGAGUUAGUCGAAUCGGCUAGUCUUGAACAUUUCGUGAACGCGAAAAAAUUCUAUAUCUGUAUCUAUAUCUAUAUAAUGUUAUAAUGUUUUGUAAAUAAAACGUGUCCCAUGGAAACA
Hylaeus anthracinus is the source of this 1068-nucleotide messenger RNA. RefSeq names its product caveolin-3-like. The record is from RefSeq and is a predicted model, not a curated record. Gene Ontology annotation, molecular function: molecular adaptor activity. The transcript has 5 exons. NCBI's taxonomy places the organism in Eukaryota, Metazoa, Arthropoda, Insecta, Hymenoptera, Colletidae. Gene Ontology annotation, biological process: caveola assembly. Bases 169 to 762 code for a protein of 197 amino acids. Gene Ontology annotation, cellular component: caveola.